Molecule: messenger RNA, 1868 nt
Organism: Candoia aspera
Lineage: Eukaryota; Metazoa; Chordata; Lepidosauria; Squamata; Candoiidae
Gene: PIGM
Product: phosphatidylinositol glycan anchor biosynthesis class M
Exons: 2
Coding region: 191-1546 (451 amino acids)
Biological process (GO): GPI anchor biosynthetic process
Cellular component (GO): glycosylphosphatidylinositol-mannosyltransferase I complex; membrane
Molecular function (GO): alpha-1,4-mannosyltransferase activity; GPI mannosyltransferase activity
Source: RefSeq, a predicted model, not a curated record
CUGGGCUGGGACCCGGAACGCCUCGCCGCUAAGCCGCGGCCGCGCUUCGCCCACCGAAGGACGCCGCCGUUGGCCCGCCCGGCCGCCCGGAAUGCCUGCUUCCUGAGCACAGUUCUCCGAAUUCCUCAUCGAAGUUCAGAAGAGCAUGGAGGGGAAUCUUCAAGCCUGACUUCUUGUUCAUCCGGCAACCAUGCUCGAAGGAGAUCUUAAAUCUGGACUGGUUCCUGGACCUGCUUCUCAUCGAGAUCCCUCUCCAAGGGACCCGUGUACGGCCCCUCCUCUGAGAGCAGGGCAGCGGAUUCUUGACGGAUUCCUCCGGAGAGAUGUUUUAUUCGGCAGUGCUUUCCUGAUCAGGCUCGGCCUCAUCUUUUAUGGGAUUUAUCAGGACAGGACGAUGCUGGUGAAAUACACAGACGUUGAUUAUCUGGUCUUCACCGAUGCCGCGAGAUACAUCACGGAAGGGAAAUCUCCUUACCAGCGGGCCACGUACCGCUACACUCCGCUCCUUGGUUGGAUGUUAACCCCGAACAUUUAUGUGAGCGGCUUGUAUGGCAAGAUCCUGUUUGUGGCUGGGGAUCUGCUGGCCGCGCUCCUGAUGUACCGGAUCUUGCUCCUCCGAGGGCUGGGAAGCAGGAGGGCCUGUGGCUGCUGCGCCUUCUGGCUGCUCAACCCGCUGCCCAUGGCCGUGUCCAGCCGAGGAAAUGCCGAGUCGCUCGUGGCCAGCCUGGUCCUUGGCACCCUCUAUUUCAUAGCCAAGGGGCGCUUGGUGAAGGCGGCUGUCCUUUAUGGCCUCGCCGUGCAUGUGAAGAUUUACCCGGUGACUUACGCACUGCCCUUCGUUCUCUAUUUGCAAAGCAGCGCUGGGACAGAGCCGGGAGCGGCAAAGGAGAAGGGGAAGGUGGCUUUAGAGGGCCGCCGCUUCAGGCUUUCCCUGAGGUUGUUCCCUCGCGAGGUCCUGCUGUUCGCCAUGGUGUCCGGGGGCACUUUUGCCGCCCUGGGCCUUGCGUGCUACCUCCGCUACGGCUGGGAAUUUCUGGAGCACACCUACCUCUACCAUUUGCUCCGCAGAGACACCCGCCACAAUUUCUCCCCCUAUUUCUACAUGCUGUACUUGACGGCCGAGAGCGACUGGGGCUUGGUGCUGGGGCUGGCUGCCUUCCUGCCCCAGCUGCUGCUGCUGCUGGCCAUUUCCUUUGCCUAUCACCGAGACCUCGCCUUCUGCUGCUUCCUGCACACGGCGGUUUUUGUGAGCUUUAACAAAGUGUGCACCUCCCAGUAUUUCCUGUGGUACCUUUGCCUUCUCCCCCUCGUCCUGCCUUUCCUGCAGAUGUCCUGGUCACGGGGGGCUCUGCUGCUGCUGCUGUGGCUCCUCGGGCAGGGCCUGUGGCUGUUUCCCGCUUAUCUGCUUGAGUUUAAAGGGCACAAUACAUUUCUGCUGCUGUGGCUCGCGGGCUUGGGCUUCCUCUCCAUCAACUGCGCGAUCCUUGUUCAGAUGAUUUCUCGCUACCGCCCAGAACACAGCCCCAGGAAAAUGAAGCCGCUGUAGGUUAGCUUGCUCCAGCGGGGAGCUCCUUCAGGCAGUGGAGUCGUUUGGAGCUGGGCGGCUUCAAAUAAAUGAAAUAAAUAAAAUUGCUCUGAGAAGAGUUAAUGGCUGAGUAGAAUUUGUGGGAGGGCAACUGUGUUAGUCUGCGGCGGCAAAAAAUCAGGAGUCUUUCCGACGAACAAAUUUGAUUAGAAAUUGGAUUCAUGGAAUAGAAUGUUUCUAAGGCUUUGGGGUUUUAUAGAUAGUUUACAACAAGGUCUGUCUAUUCUAAAUGUACCAAAUAUGGAUAUACAGUAAGGAAAUAAAGUCUUACAUGAUAACACUC